AUGAUAAAAAGAACGUCCCAUAAAACUUCAAGUGACACUGAUGAGGGGAGAACUAUAUUCCUAAGGAAUGUUCCAUUUGAAAUGUCUGAGCUUUCUCUUAAAGAAUUGAUUGAAAGAAAAUUUGGAGAAACACUUUAUGUUAAAAUGGUUUUUUCGAAGCUGACUCAAUUACCAAAAGGAGUCGCUUUUAUUAAAUUCAAGGAUACUGAAUCAGUUGAAAAAGUUCUCGAAGGAGAGAAAACGGCAGACAAAUAUUACAAUAGCCAUGUUUUUAGGCAUAAAGGAAAUACUAUUAAAGACUCAAAAAACUUUAGUACAUUGAUUUUACCUCCAGAAAUUGGAAUUCAAUUUAAUGGAAGAAGAAUUUUUGCCCACUUGGCUUUGAAUAGGUCAGAAAUUGCGAUUAUAGAGAACAAAAAAGUAUCUAAAAACAUUUCAGAUAAAUUUUGCCAAAGUUUAGAUCUAUUUAAAAAGGGAUUACUUCUCCCUGGUAUGAAAGAAGCUGAAGGUAUCAGCAACCAUGAUUUGAGAUUACGUGAAAAUUCGUGGAAAGAGAUAAAAAUUAAAAUGAAGAACCCCAAUUAUGAAAUUAAUAGAUUUAGGCUUUGUAUUCGUAAUAUACCAACAAAAAUUAAUUCAAGUGAAUUAAAAGAAAUCAUUAUUCAAGAAAUUUCAAAAAUGUGCGGUCCAGCAGUUAUUAAUUUGGCAAAUGAAAUUGUUUCCGAGUUCGAGAAAUCUGAAUAUUCUAGUUUUUCUAAUAAGUUUAAUUCCAGGAAAAUUUUAAUAGAUUUAAAACAGAAUAUUAACUCUCCUAAAAAGUGCAUGCUUAUAUUUAAAAGGUUAAUAAAUAAAGUAAAUAUAAUCAGAGAAAAUUCGUUGAAAUCAAGCAAGUCCAGAGGAUUCGCAUUCGUAAAUACUAAUUCAUUUUCUCUAUCAAAUGCAAUUUUGGGAAUUUUGAACAACAAUCCAAAAAUAUUUACUUCUGAAAAGAGACCAAUAGUAGAAUUUGCAAUCGAGGAUAAGAGAGCAUUAUUUAUUCAAAAGAGAAGAACUAAGAAUAACUUCAAAAGGCACGAAAGAAAAACAGAUGAUAAACGAAUCACCCAAAUUUCAUAA
Messenger RNA from Cryptosporidium ubiquitum, 1116 nucleotides. RefSeq lists its product as uncharacterized. The coding region runs from base 1 to 1116 and encodes 371 amino acids. Gene Ontology annotation, molecular function: RNA binding. The record is from RefSeq and is a predicted model, not a curated record. NCBI's taxonomy places the organism in Eukaryota, Apicomplexa, Conoidasida, Eucoccidiorida, Cryptosporidiidae. The transcript has a single exon.